UAGCUCACUGUCAUGUGGUCAAGAUGUAUAUGUACAUGCAAUUUGUCAAAGUUUAGGCUCAUUCAUUUUCAUUAAGCGGUUGAAAUUAGUGGUCUGUCGUCUCAUCCUAUAUGUGAAGAACAUAUGUUUAAAAAACUAUGGGGGAGAAGUUUUGGCUUAAAGAAGAUGACAAAUUUUUUGUAGAAGGUAUUCUAGGAACUGAAGCGUUUAAAUACUUGGUUUGUUUAGCUUCUAAUGACGUGUUAUCGGAGUUUUCUACUCCUGCCGGGUACCUGGGAGUGGAACAGGAACUGUGCAAGAUUCUUGAAGAGUACUCUGGUUGGAAUUACGCAAUCUAUUGGCAGGUUUGUAGUUUAAAAUCUGGGAAAUCUGCCUUAAUUUGGGGGGACGGGCAAUGUAGUCAAACUAAUGUGGUUUUAUCUGGAGACACACCGUUCCAAGGAGAUGAGAAGAAGAGGGUGCUUGAAUUGCUCCAAUCUUGUUUUGGGAAAACAAGGAAUGAUACUAUUGUUGCACCUUUGGAAUCAGUUUCGGACAUGGAUAUGUUUUAUAGAGCAUCAAUGUAUUUUUCAUAUCCGUUUGAUAAGCCCUCAAUUCCUUCUCAGUCAUUCAACUCAAGCAGGUCGAUUUGGGUUUCUGACAUGAAAGAUACAUUAGAACACUAUGAAUCAAGAUCAUAUCUGGCAAAGAUGGCUAGACUAGAAACAGUCAUUUUUGUACCAUUGAAGUCGGGAGUGGUAGAGAUGGGCUCAACCCAUUCAAUUCCUCAAGACGAGGUUUUAAUUAAUAAGGUAAAAUCUUUGUUUGCAAAACCUCAUCCUACCCGAGCAAAAUUGUUGCCAAAGAUAUUUGGGCGACAAAUAAGUAUAGGUGGUGGUGAGCCAGUAGCCAGUACAGGUAUUCCACCCAAUAUUGAGAAAGAUUUGGGUUUUAACUCAUAUUCGAGCAAGUUACAAAUAGGAGACUCUCAUGGUAAGCAGCAACACAAACCCAGUGAAAAGAAGUUUUUUCCGCAAAUGAUUGAAGGCAAUUUCAGUAUUUUAGAUUCACAAAUAUCAAGUUCUGACUCGCUACUUCAAGUUGAUGAGAACAAACCCAGAAAAAGAGGCAGAAAGCCUGUUAAUGGGAGGGAAGAACAGCUUAAUCAUGUGGAAGCAGAGAGACAAAGGCGUGAAAAACUCAACCAAAGAUUCUAUGCAUUGAGAGCUGUUGUUCCUAAUAUCUCAAAAAUGGACAAGGCUUCUUUAUUAGGAGACGCAAUUUCUUAUAUCACUGAUCUUCAAUCAAGGAUAGUUUUCUUGGAAAGUGAAAAGGGGACGGCCACCGAUAAGAAAAUACAGUGCAUUGCCCCAAAAAUUGAUCUCCAGACAACGGCUGAACAUACAUUAGUUGUACGUGUGAGCUGCCCACUCAACUCUCACCCUGUUUCAGGAAUUAUUAAGAUGCUUAGGGAAAAUGAUUUUGAAAUUAAGGAUUGUAGCGUCUCCACAAGUUGUGAGACUAAUAACAAUGAAAUAGCUCACACGUUUUCAAUUCAGACUCAUGGUGGUGGCGCGGAGCAUUUGAAGGAGAAGCUUACUGCUGCAUUUUUAAAAUAAAUAUAUGAUGUAAUUCAGUUUUAUUGACAUGUAUGUUCUUAGGAAACUUU
This is a messenger RNA of Daucus carota subsp. sativus, 1648 nucleotides long. Its product is annotated as transcription factor MTB3. Gene Ontology annotation, biological process: regulation of DNA-templated transcription. The record is from RefSeq and is a predicted model, not a curated record. Gene Ontology annotation, molecular function: transcription cis-regulatory region binding; DNA-binding transcription factor activity; protein dimerization activity. The transcript has a single exon. Lineage: Eukaryota; Viridiplantae; Streptophyta; Magnoliopsida; Apiales; Apiaceae. Gene Ontology annotation, cellular component: nucleus. Bases 138 to 1598 code for a protein of 486 amino acids.